Messenger RNA from Pollicipes pollicipes, 484 nucleotides. Its product is annotated as dentin sialophosphoprotein. The record is from RefSeq and is a predicted model, not a curated record. Lineage: Eukaryota; Metazoa; Arthropoda; Thecostraca; Pollicipedomorpha; Pollicipedidae.
ACCGCGACGCCGCGCAGCCGGCCAGGCGCGCAGCGACGGCGGCGCCACGUCCGAGACGGCCUCAGUGUCUGACGCGGAGGAGACGGCGCCGCGGCACCGCACCAGCGACUACAGCGGUUCACUCUCAAACCUCCCCGAGGCCGGCGUCGACUCGCUCAGCUCGGACAUGGAGGAGGAGAACCGCAAGAACGCGGCCGUGUCGGCGCUCGACGACGCCGGCUCGUGCCGCAUUGAACAGUGCGCGCCCGAGUCCAAGGUGGACGACUCAGAGUCGGACGAGUCCACGUGUGAAUACGACCUGAUUCCGACUGAGAGCGAGAGCUCUGCGACGGCCGACACCACGCGCUCGGACGACUCGGACAGCUCCGACUCGGAGACGCACGUCAAGCGCACGUACGUGCUCAACGCCAGCUCGUCGGUGGAGGAAAUGCUGGACAGCGGCACCGACUCGCCGCUGACGCUGCUGACGCAGUGGAAGAACUGA